Molecule: messenger RNA, 1216 nt
Organism: Setaria italica (foxtail millet)
Lineage: Eukaryota; Viridiplantae; Streptophyta; Magnoliopsida; Poales; Poaceae
Product: probable aquaporin PIP2-7
Exons: 4
Coding region: 68-925 (285 amino acids)
Biological process (GO): transmembrane transport
Cellular component (GO): plasma membrane
Molecular function (GO): water channel activity
Source: RefSeq, a predicted model, not a curated record
UUGCCUUAUCCUCCGCGCGUCCGAAGAAGUAACCCUAGUUAACAGUCGAAGCUACGGAGACCGAGCCAUGCCGAUCGAGGACGUGAGCAUCGAGACGACCGAGGCGGCGGGCCCCCAAAAGGUGCCGUACUGGGACCCGCCGCCGGCGCCGCUCCUGGAAACGAGCGAGCUGAUGAAGUGGUCGCUGUACCGCGCGCUCAUCGCCGAGUUCGUGGCCACCCUCAUCUUCCUCUACGUGAGCAUCGCCACCGUCAUCGGGUACAAGGACCAGUCCAAGGCCCUGGCGUGCAACGGCGUCGGAUUCCUCGGCGUCGCCUGGUCCUUUGGCGCCACCAUCUUCAUCCUCGUCUACUGCAUCGGCGGCAUCUCAGGUGGGCACAUCAACCCGGCCGUGACGUUCGGGCUGUUCGUGGGGCGGAAGCUGUCGCUGUUGCGCACCGUGCUGUACAUCGUGGCGCAGUGCCUGGGCGCCAUCUGCGGCGUGGCCAUCGUGAAGGGCAUCACGGGGGAUCAGUACAGCCUCCUCGGCGGCGGCGCAAACUCAGUGGCCGACGGCUUCUCCGUCGUGGCCGGCCUCGGCGCCGAGAUCAUGGGCACGUUCGUCCUCGUUUACACCGUCUUCUCCGCCACCGACCCCAAGCGCACCGCGCGAGACUCAUUCAUCCCGGUGCUGGUGCCGCUGCCGAUUGGGUUCGCGGUGUUCGUGGUGCACCUGGCGACCAUCCCCAUCACCGGCACGGGCAUCAACCCGGCCAGGAGCCUUGGCGCCGCCGUAAUCUUCGGCGAGGCAUGGAAAAACCACUGGAUCUUCUGGGUUGGGCCGCUGAUCGGGGCAACGGCGGCGGCGCUGUACCACAAGCUCGUGCUGCGCGGGGAGGCCGCCAAGGCGCUCGGCUCCUUCAGGAGCACCAGCGCCACGGUGUGAGCACGCGUGCGAACGGCGAGAGAAGCUUUUGGAGAUUAGGCAGCCCUGCUUCCUGCAAUUGAUUUCUCUGCUCAUCGGUUAUUCGUUGUCGUCUCGUUUAAUUAAUAUACUACAGCAGCUAGCAGAUCCUUGCAUGAACUGCAUGUACGUGUAAGAGUGUCGAGGUGUGCGCUUGCUUGUCUGUGCCAUUUGUUUUUGGGUUUGGGACUGCAAGGUCGUCGUGUCCAUGUAUAAACCUUUAUAUGUUCUGCUUUAUAAGUACUUUGUUAGGAAUAGCUCCUACUCCCUCCA